Messenger RNA from Oncorhynchus gorbuscha (pink salmon), 1974 nucleotides. RefSeq names its product CD209 antigen-like protein E. Lineage: Eukaryota; Metazoa; Chordata; Actinopteri; Salmoniformes; Salmonidae. The transcript is spliced from 7 exons. The coding region runs from base 203 to 1129 and encodes 308 amino acids. The record is from RefSeq and is a predicted model, not a curated record.
CAGAGAACAGAAAAGUACAGGAUUUAGACACAUCAGACCAACUACUGCUCAGUCAGUUAGAAAGGUAAUCAUGCAGUAAGUCAAUACUGUAAGUAAAAGUAAGUUUGAAUCAUAGAUAUUACAAUAAGAGGUCAGACAGACUGAAUUAGUUCAUUCAUUGAUUGAUUGGCGUAAUCAUUGAUAUUCGGUACAGUUAGUUAAGAUGGCCGACUACGUCAACAAACAGGUGAUUGAAUUCAACAAAGUUUCUGAAGAAAACCGGAACAGAGCAACGAGGAGCGUGAAGACUGAGAACCAUCGCUCAGAUGAAAGAACAAGACUCUACAGGCUGGCUGCUGUGUGUUUUGGAGUGCUGUGUGUUCUACAAGUCACUCUCAACAUCUCCCUGAGGCUGGCUUUCUUCCACUCCAACAGGGAGAGAGAGCAGUUAAACGGCUGUUACAACACCACUGGCCUGGCGCAGGUUGGAGACCAGCCAGAUUCCAGUAGUAUCAUGGAUCUGUGUACAGAGAGAGACCAGUGCCGGAUGAACAGAAACCAGCUAGAGAGGGAGAGAGACAAAGAGAAAAUGGACAAAAAACAGUUACUGGAGCGUUACACUGCCCUGGCUACAGAACGGGACAGGUUGAGAAACAGGGUCAGUCUUCUGACCAAUGAGAAGGUGGUGCUCUCUAGCUGUGGUACUGAAAGAGUGGUGGAAGGGAGUGGCAUGGCAGUCCAAACGAUGAGGACUGUGUUAAAGUGUCCUAAAGGAUGGAGGAUGGUGGGAUCCAGCUGUUACUUCCUGUCUACUGAGAGGAAAACCUGGGAGGAGAGCAAACUGGAUUGUCUGGCGAGAGGAGCAGACCUGGUGAUCAUAAACAGCAGACAGGAACAGAAGUUGUUGUACCAGCUGGAUGGUCUCCUGGUCUGGAUUGGUCUGACUGACUCCGUUAAUGAGGGGACCUGGAAAUGGGUGGACGGCACACCACUGACCACAUCGUACUGGAAGCGUGGUAAGCCGGACCAUGGUGGUACCAACAACAAGGAUUGUGUCGAGGUCUACCAUCGGGACAACGUUUUGGCCAACUGGAACGAUGCACCAUGCAACCACAUGCUGCAUUGGAUCUGUGAGAAAUUACAGAAAUAGCUACAUAUAGGUCAAAUCCACAUCUUGUUUAAAUGUGUUUAUUUUAUUGUUGCACAUUAACAUUUUCCCUAAGAUUGUGUAAUUAACUGAGCACAUGCAUUUGCAUGGUACAUGAUAUUAUCUUUCUGUCUUUCAGCUGUAAUUCCUUUUUGGCAAUAUAUUAUUGGCCUUUUGGAUCAGUCACAAUACUGUAUUGUUUUCUGCUUUGUCCUUUUCCCUCUAAACAGUUUAUCCAUAUUACUUCUAUGAAAUGGUAUUGUACCAUCUACUCCGCUGUGAGAUAUAUUUUCAUCUGUUUCAAUCUGGUGUCCAAAGCGGAAAGUAAAAUACCAUAAGACAGAUCUACCACUUCCUAGACCGCUUAUGUUGCUUAUGCCUUGAAUCGGCCCGACACACAAACACACGUACUCAAUCAGACACGCACACAAGCAUGCACGCACGCAUUUAAACCUCAGUAAAGUUUCAGUUUUAUAGCAGCAUCUAUGCCAGGGUUGCCCAAUCAUUUUCCUGGAGAGCCUUCAAACUCAACUCUGGAUGUCGAAGCCAGUUCCACUGCAAUUUUUCAUUGCUCCCUUCUAAUUAGGGACUGAUUUAGACCUGGCACACCAGGUGGGUGCAAUUAAUUAUCAGGUAGAAAAGAAAACCAGCAGACUCUGGAUCUCGUAAGGGUAAGAAUUGAAUACCCCUGCUGUGGAGCAGAGCUCUCCAACCCUAAUCCUGUAGAAGUACCGUCCUGUAGGUUCACACUCCAACCCUAAUCCUGAAGAGCUACCGUCCUGUAGGUUCACACUCCAACCCUAAUCCUGUAGACGUACCGUCCUGUAGGUUCUCACUCCAACCCUGUU